GUCUGCAACUUUCUCCCAAUCCCAGACACCUCGAAGGGGCUCCAAGGAGGGAUCGGGAGGGGUGGGCUGUGGUGGUUUUUUUUUUUCUCCUGGAUCCUGAUGCCAUCCCCCCACCCCCCGAACUGAGGUCCUCCUCCCUCUCCUCCUCCUCCUCGCAGGCCCGCAAGCCGCGAUCCAGGGGGAGCUGGCGGGUUAGGUGCCCCCCUCUUCUCCCUGCCCCCCUCCGGGCCCGCGUCGUGUGUCCCCCCCCAGAGAUGAUGCAGCAGGACGAGUCGAGCUCUCCAGUCUCCCCGGCCGACGACAGCCUGAGCAACAGCGAAGAGGAGCCCGACCGGCAGCAGCAGCCCAGCGGCAAGCGAGGGGGGCGCAAGCGGAGAUCCAGCCGGCGCAGCGCAGGAGCGGCCGUCGGAGUCGGGGAGGAGCCGUGCAGCCCGGCCCAAGGCAAGCGAGGCAAGAAGUCCGGCGCCGGGGGAGGCGGCGGCAGCAGCAGCGGCGGAGGCAGCCCCCAGUCCUACGAGGAGCUGCAGACGCAGCGGGUCAUGGCCAACGUGCGGGAGCGCCAGCGCACCCAGUCCCUGAACGAAGCCUUCGCCGCCCUGCGGAAGAUCAUCCCCACCCUGCCCUCGGACAAGCUCAGCAAGAUCCAGACCCUCAAGCUGGCGGCCAGGUACAUCGACUUCCUCUACCAGGUCUUACAGAGCGACGAGCUGGACUCCAAGAUGGCCAGCUGCAGCUAUGUGGCCCACGAGCGGCUCAGCUACGCCUUCUCCGUGUGGAGGAUGGAGGGCGCCUGGUCCAUGUCCGCAUCCCACUAGCAGGGAGGGGCCCCCACCCGCACCCCCAGGGAAGGAGACCUAGAUGACAUUGUUCCCAAAGAAGGAGAAAAUGGACAGUCUAGAGACUCUGAAGUUGGAUACCAUUUUAAAAAAUAAUUAAAAAAAACUAUGCCAAGGAUUUUCUU
This is a messenger RNA of Terrapene triunguis (Three-toed box turtle), 961 nucleotides long. It is a transcript of the gene TWIST1, whose product is annotated as twist family bHLH transcription factor 1. Gene Ontology annotation, biological process: regulation of transcription by RNA polymerase II; developmental process. The transcript is spliced from 2 exons. The coding region runs from base 255 to 815 and encodes 186 amino acids. The record is from RefSeq and is a predicted model, not a curated record. Lineage: Eukaryota; Metazoa; Chordata; Testudines; Emydidae. Gene Ontology annotation, molecular function: DNA-binding transcription factor activity, RNA polymerase II-specific; protein dimerization activity; RNA polymerase II transcription regulatory region sequence-specific DNA binding.